UUAGAACCUCCAGCAAAACUUCAAAUUUGUUCGCAAUGUGACAAAGUGGCAUCACUGUUGACCAGGCACCACCAUUCAUCCUAGUCAAAUCAGCCAUGAGUGGCAUGCAGCAUUUUCGUUUGUGCCGCAUGAAUAUAAAAAACAAACGCCGACAAAAGUUUAUAAAAACUUCUUGGUCUCCAAAGCGUCUCCUUGUCCGUCGGUGUCCGGAAGAAUAAGUCUGCCGAAAACAGCCCAAGAAUAAUGUCAGCCAAGCCAAACAUGGCAUCAUCCCUACAAAUGAUACCGGGAAGACAAGCGACUUCGACACCACUUGACAAUUUUUAUGCCAUCCCCUUCAAAGCUGUCUCCCCAUGCCGCCAUGGCAGUGUGUAUUUGUCGAGCAAUUUUUGGCUUCUUUCCGCAUUGAUUUCGUUGUGUCGCUUGACAAUUAUCUUUCUACCCUGGAGAAUUUGACACAGACCAAGUACACCAUACCCAUCCCAUGCUGGCGAUGAACACCAUUUAACCUAUUCCAAAUAGAGGGUAUUGUGACUUUGGAUUGAUGGAAAAACCAUUCCCGUAUUAUAGCAGCCACACAUAAAUUUCAUUGAUUCCAUGUUCCAUGCUUCAUGGGGAAAAAGUGGCCGCCAGCAAGGUAAGCAGCUAGCUUUGCAUGUAUGUGCCAAUUGGUUAGUUUUUUCCAAAACUUGGGAUAUACGUACCAAUGUUCGACUCAACGAAAACGUUUUGUAUACAAACACCUUUUCUGCCUUCAACAUGCCACCCUUUUGCAUUCCCAUUUGGCCAGCAUUAGCUUUGAGUGGCUGCUUUCAGAUCCACAGCAUUGGUCAACACGAAUUGAACACCCUACACGCCUGCGGUAACGUGACCAUGAAUUUUAUUACUUUUAACAUUUUCAAUUGGUCCAUGGGCUGUAUGGAUAUCGGAACGGGAGGCAUACAAGCGGUAGAGCCCAAUCAUGAGGUUGUGAAUUCAAAUGAAACCGAGAAGCCACCAGAAAUUGAAUUGGUUACCAGCAAUUUUAGAAGAAGUAAAAACUUUACUUAAAAUGUA
Molecule: messenger RNA, 1056 nt
Organism: Stomoxys calcitrans (stable fly)
Lineage: Eukaryota; Metazoa; Arthropoda; Insecta; Diptera; Muscidae
Exons: 2
Coding region: 598-1050 (150 amino acids)
Source: RefSeq, a predicted model, not a curated record